Molecule: messenger RNA, 1850 nt
Organism: Oncorhynchus keta (chum salmon)
Lineage: Eukaryota; Metazoa; Chordata; Actinopteri; Salmoniformes; Salmonidae
Product: chymotrypsin-like elastase family member 2A
Exons: 7
Coding region: 330-1169 (279 amino acids)
Biological process (GO): proteolysis
Molecular function (GO): serine-type endopeptidase activity
Source: RefSeq, a predicted model, not a curated record
UACUGAGAAUGCAGAUUGAAUACCAUUUUACUGAGAUUGUGUUUUGCUUUUCGUGUAUUGAUGUGAAUAUUGAUGUGUGUAUUGAUGUUUAUACAGGGCUCAUCUGUAAAAGUGACCUUGGUCUCAGCAUGACUCUCUGUCAAAACUCCCUGACAGAUUAAACUAAAUAAAAAUGGCCAACUUCUACCUUCUCAUGGGAAGUUCAUCUGGACAACUGCUAUGUUUACUACAGAGACAUUGUCUCUAGGUACAUCAAUUGGAGCAUUCCCAUCUCAACCAGACAUCAGUUAUAAGUGGCUAUCCCUUUCCAACAGCAAGGCUGGCCUGAGAUGUGUGGCAGCCCUGCUGUACCCCCCAGUAGUGCCACCUUGAGAGUGGUCAACGGGGUAGAGGCUGUGCCUCACUCCUGGCCCUGGCAAGUCUCCAUGCAGGCCAGUCCGUUUAAUCCCAUCCCCUACAUGCAUGGCUGUGGAGGCUCCCUGAUCCACAAGCAAUGGGUCCUGACGGCCGCUCACUGCUUCAUGGCGCCUCUGGGUAACCCCACCUAUUGGUGCAUGUGUCUGGGUAAACACCACAUGAACUCAUCCCGGGACCUCCCUUCCCAUGAGGCCUGCUACAAGGUGGACGGCAUCAUCAGGCACAAGGGCUUCGUGUACGAGCAGGACAAGACGGACAUCACUAACCACAUCGCCCUGGUGCAUUUCAGCUCUGAAGUCAACAUGACCAGGGAGAUUAGUCCCGUGUGUCUGCCGGCGCUCGGCGCCCUGACGCCUGCUGGGAAACCCUGCUACGUCACGGGGUGGGGCGACGAGAAAGGUAGCCUCUUCCCUGUUGUAUCUAAGAAGUUGAACCAGGCAGCCCUGCCCAUCGUCCCCUUUGCCACCUGCAGUAAGCCAGCCUACUGGUGGGACACCCUGAGACCCUCUAUGAUCUGUGCCGGACACGAGUCUCCAGACGAGCUCAAGUCAGCCUGCCAGGGUGACUCAGGUGGACCCUUCGCCUGCCAACCCUCAGUCUCAGACCCUUGGGAGGUCCACGGCAUCGUCAGCUUUGGCGCCUUCGGCUGUAUCAAGGACAAGAAACCCUCUGUGUUCACCAGAGUGUCCUCCUUCAACGACUGGAUCGAUGAUAACAUGAAGAGGUUCAUCUAUGAGAAGUCGUUAAACUAAAGCGAAAAUCACUGAUCUCAGAACUGUUGGGGGAUGUUGAUUUAGUUGCUACCUAACCACAGAUCUAGGAUCAGAUUAUAAUGACUCAUCUCAAAACUGUUUUGUCAGGUUGGAUAGUGUGGGUUGGAGUUGGAACCUAACCACAGAUCUAGGAUCAGAUUAGUUUAACCUGACGCAUAACAUGAUCUAUUAGGUAGGUGGGAAAUGAUCCAAUCCUGUUAGGGCAGAUUGAUCCUACCGUCUACACUCAUUAAGGUUUAACACUACAGUAUUUAUACACUGCAGGCCCCAUAUAUUUCAGUCAUUUAGCAGACGCUCUUACCCAGUGUGAUUUAUAGGAGCAAUUAGGGUUAAGUGCCUUGCUUAUGGGCACAUCGGCUGAUACAGUAUUUCACCUAGUCGGCUCGGGGUUUCAAACCUGGCCCAAUGCUCUUAGCCGCCAGGCUACCUGCCACUCCAGUAGGGAGGUCUAAUACACUGCUGCACCACAGUACCUUAUGGACAUUAGGAUUAUACUGUGUAUACCAGUACAGAUGAUUGAGUGAAUACUUUUCGCAUAAUGUCUGCAUAUCAAACUCCUAUUCUCACCACGUAGAAAUAUUGUAAGUAAUGUGAUCAUGAUUCAUAUUGCAAUUGCUUCCAUUCUGGAUCUUUGAAUAAAAUCCUUAUUUUGCAUAUUUU